CCAUAAGAACCAAUAAAGACUAUUACCAUCACUAUUUCACAGUAUCCACAAUAAGAGCUCCGGUUUAGAAACCUCUAAGCAUGCACAAUCCUGCACAUGUUUCAUCGGGGAAUUCCAUUGAAUAAAACUUCAAACUUCAAAGCCCUGAUUGCAGGUUUCUGAUUCCAAAGUGCAAUGCUCGCAAUUGUGCCGCAUUUCUGAUCAACCCACACAAGGGUAAAGGCAGAUGAGUUGCUCGAGGAUUGGCAUGCUGAAGUGCAACGACAUGAUUUCGGUAUCUGGACAUGGUUCGUGCGUGGAUGCGCAAACCAAACAUGGGGCCCACUCUAAACUUAACUCGGUUCAUGGAAGAAUAAUUUAGGUCAAAAAGCCUCAGUGCGAAGAGCUGAGAAGGGAUGGUGGGGCCAGACAGAGAUGUACAAUAAGAUGGUUGUAAGUGAAGGCAUUGAGGCAGUUGAAGUUCUGCGAAAGAAGUGCGAGAGAUGGCAGCCGACCAGCAUUAUGAAUUGCACCAUGGUGCCACCACAACUAAUGUCUUCCGUCUUGGCCGAAAGGGUAAACACUAUCGUAAGCAGCAUGACGAAAGAGAUGGGAGUCAUGGACUCCAGAUUCAGCAAUGAGCUACAAGGCAUAAAGAGUGCUCAUGAUGACGCUGCAAGCACCAAGAGAGACAUUGUUCCAGUUGAUGCAUUUCCUAUUGACACAAAAACAGCUGCAAAACUAAAUGCGGCCACAGAAAAAAUGGAUAACAUCAAGGAGAUUAAAUCUACUAUUAGCUAUCCCCCAAAGGCUGGAUCUACAAUUGAGGGUACCAUUACAAACCUAGCCCCUCGAGACAAGACCCCAAUUAGGCCAGCUUCUCGUAACAAGUCUAAUGCUAAACCAGCUGCUCCAGCCAAGACCUCCAUGAGGUCAGCUUCCCAAGACAAGAACCUUGCCAAACCAGCUACUCGAAGUAAGAUCGCCAAAUCAGUUCCUCAGGACAAAACCAUUAAAGGACCAGCUUCUCAUGGCAAGACCACCACUAAACCACUCAUUCAAGACGUCAAAACCACCACCGGAUUAGCAUAUCGCGACAAACUCAAGGUACAGCCUAAACCAAAUCCAGUGCAACGGUCUGUGAACCUGGGUAAGCAGACAAAGCAGACCUCCAAAUGACAAUUGAACUGGUUCUUUCUGGAGAUUUAGAAGCAAUUUACCAGGUUUAACAGGAUUUUUCCGGCGGCAUCUACAAAUUGUUGACUUGAUCGACUGUCUGAUACUA
This is a messenger RNA of Physcomitrium patens, 1264 nucleotides long. RefSeq lists its product as uncharacterized. The record is from RefSeq and is a predicted model, not a curated record. Lineage: Eukaryota; Viridiplantae; Streptophyta; Bryopsida; Funariales; Funariaceae.